ACCCCAGAAACCAACAACAACAACUAGUUCUGGUGCAUUGAAGAAAGGGGAGGAGGGCGGGAGGUAUUGGGGGAGGGCAGCAUCCUGUAUGUGUGACAGAUGAGUAUCUGGUGGUGAGUGUGUGACAUUGUGCUAGCGGCACACUGAGUGCUGCACAUACCAUGGGACGCUGCAUGAUUGGUAGAUCUUAGCAUUGUGUAUGUGUGAUUGCUGCAGCUCUGUUGUGUACGUCACUGCAUUAUUGUAGGUGUUACACUUUAUUAUUGUGCAUGUCCUUUAGUUGCUGUGUCUGUGCAUGAGGGUGUUACACCUCUGCUGCAACUCAGUGUAAUUGCGCCCUUCUCUGCCCGUGAAGCACUGUGGUUUCUUCCCCUUUCUAUAUGUGACAGCAUAUGGUGUGCUUGUGAUUGGCCAUAUUAGUGGGGUGUGUGGCACUGAUCCCUUGAGUCGCCAGUCUUGGUGCCCACACAAUACGGGGUGCUUUUUUUCCUACGCGUUCUGGAAAGGUGACAGCAUCAUGAAGAAGUUUUCUCGGAUGCCCAGGUCCGAGGGAGGUGGUGGAGGAGGUGGUGGUGGUGGAUUAAGUCUGGGUGCAGGAUCCUCGGGCACUUCUGCCAGUGGAGGGGUGACUGUUGGCAGAGGAUUCACCAUUGGACGCUACCAAGUCACUGUGGAAGAGCUACUAGCUGAAGGGGGUUUCUCAACUGUUUUUCUGGUGCGAACACAUGGAGGUGUACGUUGCGCGUUAAAGAGAAUGUAUGUUAACAAUGUGCCUGACUUAAACAUUUGUAAGAGAGAAAUUACAAUAAUGAAAGAGCUGUCUGGACACAAGAACAUUGUUGGAUACUUAGACUGCCAAAUUAACUCAGCAAGUGAUAAUGUCUGGGAAAUCCUUAUUCUAAUGGAAUAUUGUAAAGCUGGACAAGUGGUGAACCAAAUGAAUCAGCGACUCCAGUCAGGUUUUACUGAGCCAGAAGUCUUAAGGAUAUUCUGUGACACUUGUGAAGCCGUAGCCAGACUUCAUCAAUGCAAGACCCCAAUUGUUCACCGUGAUCUGAAGGUUGAGAACAUCUUGUUAAAUGACAGUGGAAACUAUGUAUUGUGUGACUUUGGCAGUGCAACAAACCGGUUUCUUAACCCUCAGAGAGACGGAGUAAGCAUAGUAGAAGAAGAAAUAAAAAAGUAUACCACCCUGUCCUAUAGAGCCCCUGAAAUGAUCAACCUUUAUGGAGGGAAACCAAUUACCACAAAAGCUGAUAUCUGGGCACUAGGCUGUCUACUGUACAAGCUUUGUUUUUUCUCACUACCCUUUGGUGAGAGCCAAGUUGCGAUUUGUGACGGAAGUUUCACAGUUCCUGACAACUCUCGAUAUGACCAUAAAGUGCAUUGUUUAAUCAGGUACAUGUUGGAACCUGACCAGGAACGACGGCCUGAUAUAUAUCAAGUAUCCUACUUUGCCUUCAAACUUGCCAAAAGGGAUUGUCCUUUGCCUAACAUAUAUAAUUCUCCACUUCCAGCAGCGCUUCCGGAACCAAUGACAGCAAGCGAGGCUGCAUCGAGAAAAAAUCAAAUAAAAGCCAGAAUAACAGAUGCUUUUGGGCCAACAGAAACAUCCAUUGCGCCAAGACAAAGACCCAAAGCAUUUUCCAAUACGACCGCUUCAAAUGUUCUCACUAUUCAGAGUUCCGCAACACCGGUCAAGAUGGCUAUGCAAAGUGCUCCAAGUAACCACGGCCAAAAUGUGACUGCAACAGCACCCAGGCCUAGUAGUAACCAAGAUGCAUUGCUGGUUCACGGAAGCACCCAGCAGCCUCCACAGCAGCACAGAGUUCUGCAGCAGCUGCAGCCCGGAGACUGGAGACUACAGCAACUGCAUCACUUGCAGCAACAGCAGCAUCGGCAGCAAAUGCUACAGGAAGCUUAUAUGCAGCAGUAUCAGCAGGCGUGCCAGCAACAAAUGCUUCAGCAGCAGUUUUUGAUGCACUCCUUUUACCAGCAACAACACACUCCGCUUCAGUAUCCAGCUAUGGCUCAUCAAUACCAGCAGGCUCAACUACAACAACAAGAGAUCCUUCUACAGCAACAACAAAGGUCACAUCAGCCACAGUAUUUGACCUCUCCCCAAGAGUUUAAACCGGCCAUAGAGUCUUAUGCAUCUUCACUUCCUCAACAAAUGGGAGCAGUGAGGAAUAUGUGCAAUACCAACAGGUCCGUAGGUAACGUAGACACUGAAACUCAUUCCAACUUCCCAAAACAGAGCAACAGCAACCCCCCAGAUAUGUCUGGCUGGAAUCCAUUUGGAGAAGAUAAUUUCUCCAAACUAACUGAAGAAGAAUUACUGGACAGGGAAUUUGACCUUCUGAGAUCAAAUCGCCUUGAAGAGCGCAUGCCUUCCACAGACAGCCACACAGAGCCUCUGUCUAAUACACAAUAUCAAGAGUCAGAAGAUGCAUUUGGUUUUAGACCCUUCCUUUCUGGUACAGGCUCCUUUGGAAAUAUAGAUGAAAUAUUAACCUCAAGUGGAGACAGUAAUUCUAAAGUUUCAAACAAAGAUCAGAGAAGGAGUCAUUCUUCAAAAGAUCUGAAGGUGGUUCAGAAAACACAGGAAAAUCUGUAUUCCAAAAAGUCUGUAACAAAAGAAGGUGCAGAAUCAGAAAGUGAUUUUGAGUCAGAUCCUCCCUCACCUAAAAGUAGUGAAGAUGAGGAUCCCGAAGAUGAAGAAACUUUGCAGAGUGGACAAGGAGCAUUCAAUGAUGACAAUGAUACAGAACCUGAAAUUAUAGGACAAAGACCCCUUUUAAUGGAUUCUGAUGAAGACCAAGAUGAAGAGGAAGAAAAGCAUAGUUCAGAUUCAGAGCAUGACCACACUAAGAUAAAAAAUCCUAAUAUGACACCUAAAAACAUUAGUGUUCUAACAACUAAAAGUAACAAGAAAGAGGUGGAAACCACUAUAUUUGACAAUGAAACUGCCAAACAAAAUAAUGUAAUAGAAGGAAAUUCUAGCCAACAGCUGGAUGUUUUUGGAGCUGUGCCAUUUUUCACUGUCCCUGCCAAUAAGUCUGCAGAAAAUAAUGAACUUAUUGCUUCUAAAACAAGUCAUUUGCUAAGGCAUGAAAUAGAUUUGGAUGAAACAGAUGUUUUCUCAAAAGCCCCAUUCAGUAAGAAAGUAGACCAACCUGAUUGCCUUUUCACUCCUCCUAGAACUCCAGAGUUUGUAGAUAUUUUUGGAUGUCCACCAUUCCAACCUCUUCCAACAUCGGAAGAAAAUUCUUGUGACAGAGAGGAUCUUUUUGGGUCAGUGCCAUUUGAAGACAUAGCGGGAAAUCAAACACAACAGAAGGUGAAGCAACAACGGAACCUUCAAAAACUUUCUUCUCGUCAAAGGCGCACAAAACAGGAGCCAUCAAACAACAAUGGAAAGCGUCACCAUGGAACACAACCAACCACAACAAAAAAAACAGCUAAGCCAAAUUACCGAACUCCUGAACGAGUCCGCAGACACAAAAAAGGAGGACGUCGUGAUUCCCAGAGCAGCAAUGAGUUUCUUACUAGCUCUGAUUCAAAGGAGAAUAUUAGUAUUUCAAGUAUUUCUCUAGCUGAUGGAAAAGAUCGGAACAAUCUUUUGCAAGCAGAUGACAACAUGGUGGACCCCUUUGGAGCUAAGCCUUUUCAUCCACAGGAGCCAAGACAAACUCAACACCAGGGUCUUUUAGACACCCGUGGAGAUCAUCAUGCAAUUGCUGCUGGAAGGUCAAGACAGAGUGCACUACAUGGGACAUUUCAAAGCAGUGAUAAUAUAAAUAUGGAUGACUUUGGUGCAGUGCCUUUCACAGAAUUAGUGUUACACAGUGUGACACAGCAACCGAUCCAGCAACCACAACAGCAGCCAUUAGAGUUAGACCCAUUUGGUGCAGCUCCUUUUCCUUCAAAAUAGUAGAUGUUUUUAUUUUAUUUUUAAUUUUUUUAAUUUUAUAAUAUUUUCUAAUGAUAUUUUUAAAGAAAUUCUAAACUUCUUGUAAAACAAAAAAUGGUAUAAUUUGAACAAGGGGCAUAUUUUUGAUAUUCUGGUGCUUUAUCAAAAUGCCCAGAAAUUAUUUGUUUUCAACAAUCAUAUUAAAUUUUGUAGUUUCCCUUUUAAAUAAAUCUUUUAAAGUAAAGAAAAAAAAAGAUAUAUAUACAUAUAUAUAUAAAAAAAAUCCGAAUUAUAUGAAAAUAGCUUUAAUAUAUCUCUAUCAAGAAAGCACAUUCCGUUUUAGUUUAUUGCACUUAUAUUUAAUCACUUUUGUUAUUAGGCCAAAUAAACUAUUUUAUUUGGUUUACUGAAUUGAUUAUACCUAGCUUGUAUACUGUAAAAUAUUCUCCCUUUAAUGGGGAAUUAAACACAAAAUACAUUUUAUAAGCAUUGUACUGAAGUUAUUCUCUGCUUCCUGCUAGUCAUGGGUGCCGCCAUAUUGAAAUCUAGCUUUCACUACAUUCCAGUGUGUUUGCACAUGUGCAGCAACUCUUCUUCAGAUAUCUGCAUUGUAGAAUAGAAUCCAAAAUGGCAGCACCCAUAAUUAGAGGGGUGUGCAUAUUUUUUUUUUUUUUAGUGUUUCACGUCCCUUUAAUGUGUUCUAAAUGAUAACUUUUACCUACUGGAGUGUAUUGAAUUGCUUACAAACAGCUCUUUUAUUUUGUUAUUUGAAAUGGUUGCGGUUGCCGAUUAAAAAACCAGCACUAUACGAAAAAUAUGAAUACUGCAGUAUUCUGUAUAGAAAAGUUAUGUAAACAGGAGAUGACAGUUUCACUCAUCCUCCCAGUUUUCAGGGGGGGGUGAGCGAGGUACUAAAAUAUGAAUUUUCAAUUGACAUUUGUUUAUAAAGAAAGAUAUAAGAUAACAAGGCUUUUGUGUAUAAAGAGAAAGUUAAGUAGAUCUGCUCUUAAUGCAAGUUCAGCUCAUUUCAAUGGGCUGUAGUUUUGAUGAACAGAACCAGUUAUUUAAUGUACAAAAAUAAACCCAAGUGACCAAUUUCA
Molecule: messenger RNA, 5013 nt
Organism: Bombina bombina (fire-bellied toad)
Lineage: Eukaryota; Metazoa; Chordata; Amphibia; Anura; Bombinatoridae
Gene: BMP2K
Product: BMP2 inducible kinase
Exons: 16
Coding region: 518-3934 (1138 amino acids)
Biological process (GO): protein phosphorylation
Molecular function (GO): protein kinase activity; ATP binding
Source: RefSeq, a predicted model, not a curated record